This is a messenger RNA of Trichomonas vaginalis G3, 1040 nucleotides long. Its product is annotated as organellar and viral DNA polymerase type B. Gene Ontology annotation, biological process: DNA replication. The transcript has a single exon. Gene Ontology annotation, molecular function: nucleotide binding; DNA binding; DNA-directed DNA polymerase activity. Lineage: Eukaryota; Parabasalia; Trichomonadida; Trichomonadidae. The record is from RefSeq and is a predicted model, not a curated record. The annotation marks the transcript as partial.
AUGCUAAAUGAAAGAUUACCAAUGACAAGAUACUUCAUCAGAAAUUACAGAGAAAUCUUGAAGGAGUGUGGUGGAAUGAACAUUGAGAAACAGAUGAAGAUUUAUACAAAGAGAGAGAACAAAUAUGUUGUUCGUAAUGAUAGAACUACACCUCUAUGGGAUGUUAUGAAAACAUUGUGGGAGUGUAAAUAUUUCGAACCUAUUUCUUAUGGAGAACUUUUCACAUAUACGACUGACUUAUAUAAACAGAACCUUGCACCAUUUAAAGACUUGUCAUAUUCUCCUAAGUAUUGUGUUCGACAGAAGGAGAAAGCAGAGUCAAAAGAAGUAAAUAAAGCUAAGUGUAAGUUCAUUCCUGAGCACGUUUUCUUUGCUGACUUUGAGUGCAGUACCGAUGGCUUUCAUAAAGCUUUUAACAUAUGUUACGACAGUGAAGAUGGUUCAGUGAGUGAAAGCAUUUGGGGUCAGAACUGUGCAACAGAAUUUUUGGAACGACUUCCUGACAAGAGUUUAAUAUAUUUCCAUAACCUCAGUUAUGAUAUAAACUUCAUCUUAAGACACAUGACAGAAGUGAAAGGAACUCCCAUCAUUAAAGGUUCACGAACAAUGCAAAUAACUGGCUUAUAUAAAGGAAGGGCAAUUAUUAUAAAAGACUCUUACAGUGUUAUAAAUAAGAAGCUUAAACUAUUUCCUGCUAUGUUUAACUUACAAACAGGACCGAAAGAAGUAUUUCCUUACAACUACUACAGCAGUACUUUGUUAGCAAAUGACAACAGAACUGGUGUCAUUUCUGAAGCGUGUAAGUUUAUCCAGGAUGCAGAUACAUUCAUGAAAAACAUAGAUUCCAUCAAAGGUUGCAGAAUAGAUGAGAACCACUUCGACUUAGAAAAGUAUAGCACAUUCUAUUGCAAACAAGAUGUAAGAAUUUUAAGAGAAGGUUUUGUUAAGUUCCGCAAUGACAUAUUGAAAGAGUUUGAUUUAAACGUAUAUGACUACGUUAGUAUUUGUUCAAUUGCUAACAAAUUGUUUGAGAACAGAGU